Messenger RNA from Sphenostylis stenocarpa, 411 nucleotides. The record is from the annotation of a GenBank genome assembly. Lineage: Eukaryota; Viridiplantae; Streptophyta; Magnoliopsida; Fabales; Fabaceae.
AUGGCACAUAUGGUUUUAGAUAAAUUGUGUUCAGGGAAGAACAAUCUCGUCAAUAGAGCUGACAUAAUUACUCUAGUUAAAUUUGUCCUAGAGCUCGUUUCUUCUUACUGUAUCAAAGUUAUUGGAUCCCUGAAGGAGUACGUGAUGACAUUGAUGGCACUCUUGGGGAAAUGGAAAUGGAGAGUUUUAGUUGAAGAAGAUGCAUUGCGGAACAAGAUUUUGGUGUCAACAUAUGGGAAGUGGGAGAUUAGUGGAGAGGACCCUGUACAGAAGAACAUUACUGGCAAGAGUGAAUAUGCAGGAGGUGCAAAGAUAGAGGGUUUGAGGUCAGGUUCUCCAUUCGGUGGUCCCUUGAAAAUAUUGACUGCCCAAUCUCCUGUGACUUCAGAGGGAGCUUCUGGAGGAGUAUGA